Molecule: messenger RNA, 4704 nt
Organism: Penicillium longicatenatum
Lineage: Eukaryota; Fungi; Ascomycota; Eurotiomycetes; Eurotiales; Aspergillaceae
Gene: gliP
Product: nonribosomal peptide synthetase gliP
Exons: 2
Coding region: 1-4704 (1567 amino acids)
Biological process (GO): amino acid activation for nonribosomal peptide biosynthetic process; secondary metabolite biosynthetic process
Cellular component (GO): cytoplasm
Molecular function (GO): phosphopantetheine binding; catalytic activity
Source: RefSeq, a predicted model, not a curated record
AUGAUAUCCACACAGGCAGUUGUGCUACAACUUAUCUCAAGUCUACUCCAUGUCCAUCCGACAGAGCUCAGCCACACCUGCAGCUUUGUGGCUCAGGGUGGAAGCUCCAUAGAUGCGGUGACUUUAUCGCAGGCAUGCAAAAAGUCGGGCAUUAUCCUCUCAGUCCAAGAUAUUAUGAGGUCUUUCUCAAUUACCGAUAUCGUCCACGCAGCCUCUUUACAGCCAAGCGAUGAUACUAUCAACAGCCAAUCAACAUCCUUGAGCAUUACACCUUCCAGAAAUCACAGUUACAUACAAAAACCAGGAAAAUACCCUGUCACGGAUAUGCAACUGACUUUCAUCAAUGGAAGUGAAGCGCGACCGGGAACGAACAUCAUUCAGCAUCAGCAACCAUGUGUUCCAGAGCGGAUACCGCUUCUCAAGCAGGCCUGGAAGACGGUGCUGGAGGCGGAGCCAAUCUUCCGGACCAACUUCAGAUUGGAAGACGGUAUAGGCUAUCUUAUCGACACGGAAAAGCCUGUAUUUGAGUGGGAGGAGGUCAUCGUCAGUUCAAAGGAAGAAUAUCUGUCCAUCCUUGAGGAAAUGCCUACGUUGACUGAGGUCGGCUUUCGCUUCAGAGUGGUGGUUCAAGAACCCCUUGGCGCUCAACCACAAGUCGCAUGUCUCAUUUGGUCUGUUCAUCAUGCUCUAGUGGAUGGAUUUUCCAUGGGGAUUCUACUGGAAAAGGUCGAAAACGUCGCUCGAGGGCUUCCAGUCCAACCAGGGCCUUCAUUCUCGUUACUUUCCGGCCAUCUUCAGCAACUUCAACAGACAAUGAAGAUUCAGGGGCGGGAAUUCUGGGAGAAACAAGAACAGCGUUUCCCCACUGCUACUGGUGACAUUCUCUUACCCCCGCCGAGCGGCAUAUGUGGGAAAAGUCGCUCGAUUCUUCACAGUGUCACACCACAUACCCCUCAGACACGGCUCCACAGUUAUGCCAAAGAGCUCGGGGUUACAACCGCUUCGAUUUACAUGGCAGCAUGGGCGCUAGUUCUGUCCCAGCUCAGUAACUCGGACACAGUGACUUUCGGCACCGUCGUGUCAGGACGGAACCUUGACCUGCCGGGCGUUCAUGAGACAGUAGGGCCGUUGGUCAAUACACUGCCACUGCAUGUCUCUCUGGAGAGCCAGACUAUGAGUUCUCAACUGUUACUUGAGGUGUUCUCGCAGCUUCUCGAACUAGCUUCCUUUCACUGGACCAUACCUGAACACGGCUACCGCCGUGAUUUCUCGUCUGCCGUCGCGAUGCAAUAUGAAAGCGUUAUGAGCGCUGAGCUUGUAGGCUCAUGCCCCCACCAGAAAACCCGAACAGUGAUCAAUAGCGAUAUUCCGUUGAGUAUCAUGGUGGCACCGGACGGAGAGAUCCACAUCCACUACCUCAAUACUCAUUACAGCGCUGAACAAGCCAAGCUUCUGGGCCAGCAGUAUUCGAAUGCGCUUAGAUCUCUUUGCUGGCCGUCAUACACCGUUGGAAUGUGUCUGGAAGAUCUGAUGGGAACAUCAUUCCGCCAACGGCUGAUGGACUACGGGAACUGCCAUUCUGGGCUGACGACCGAAACAUCGAUCCAUGAUGACUUGGUCACCCUGUUUGAGCAUGCAACAGAAAACAAUCUGACGGGAACUGCGUUGGAACAUGCUGAACUCUCUAUGAGCUAUCAAGAGCUGGAUGAAAAUAGUACCCGGCUGGCCCGGUAUCUUAAAGACAUCAUCAAGAUCCGUGAGGGAGAGAUCGUGUGUGUCCAUGCAGAUCAAUCUAUGAACUGGAUAGUCGCUAUCUAUGGAAUCUUGAAGGCAAAGGCGAUCUAUUGUCCUUUGAACCAGAACCUGACUCCAGAGUUGCGGUCUUCGAUGUUUGAAUCUUCCACCAGUCGAAUUUUCCUUGUCCCAAAUGUGUCCAGUCUUGUUUGCAAGCCCGAGGCUUGCGAGGAAAUGAUCACAAUAGAAAGAGUCCUUGCCUCGGAGGAAUUAAACCAGGUCCAAGAAGAACCCUCAGUGUCAUCUCCGCGAUUAGUUCCCACACCCGCCGCUGCAGCCUAUCUGUGCUUCACUUCUGGCUCCACGGGUAAGCCAAAGGGCGUCAUCUGCACUCACCGUGGCCUAGUUGCUUUCCAGCGAGACCUGGAAGUGCGGUUAUUUGCCGGGCCUGGAAAGAAAAUCGCCCAGCUGAUGUCAGUCUCGUUUGACGGAUCCAUUCACGAACUCUUCUCUGCCCUUAGCUAUGGUGCUACAUUGGUACUUCCUGACUCCGCAGGUCCUUUUGACCAUCUACAGCGAGUGGACUCGGCGAUUCUAACCCCAUCUGUCGCCAAGAUUCUGAAACCGGAGGACUUCCCAACACUGAAAAAUGUUUACCUUGUAGGUGAGCCCGUGCCGCAAUAUGUCAACGACCAGUGGGCAGAAAACAAGCAGAUGUUCAAUAUGUACGGGCCAACCGAAGCUACUUGCGGUGCGACCAUCGCUAGACUUAUGCCCGGGAAGGCAGUGACCAUUGGAAAUCCGAAUCCAACGACGCGAAUUUAUGUGCUCAAUCGAAAGCGACUGCUCAUCCUUCCUGGUGUGAUUGGAGAAAUAUACCUAGCGGGCGUCCAAGUGUCCAAUGGCUAUCUGAACCGACCGGACGCAACGCGCGAGCGGUUCUUUGAAGACAGUAUCUGUCCAGGUCUUGGAGAACGCAUGUAUGCAACUGGAGAUCUAGGGUACUGGAACGAGGCCGGAGAUCUGGUAUGCCUUGGUCGAAACGACAGGCAGAUCAAACUACGUGGGUUUCGUCUAGAUCUUGACGACCUGGAAACCCGCAUAGCGAGACUGCCAGGAGUGUCUGCCGCCGCAGUAGCACGCCGGGAUGACCAUCUUGUCGCUAUGUUGCAGCCCAGCACUCUAUGUAUGGCCGACAUACGCCCUCGGCUGGCUAGCAUUCUUCCAGUGCACAUGAUUCCAAAGUGUGUUGUUGCAGUUGACCAAUUCCCGAUGACCGGGGCGGGUAAGCGCGAUUACCGACAGAUCAUAGCCAUGAUUGAUGACAGCAAAACCAUCACCUCGGAAAGCUUGACGGUGUGUGAGCAAAAAGUCUCCUGCAUCUGGAUCGAGCUGCUGGAGAUCCGAAGCCCCGUGAAAAUCUCGCCGGACUCUAGCUUUAUCGACCUUGGUGGCCAUUCCAUUCUGCAAUUGCGCUUGGCUAGUCGCUUAAGUGCUGUAUUCAACUGUUCUGUGCCCCCUCGAACGGUGAUCGAAGCAGCGACGUUGCGUGAUCUGGCUCAAGAGAUCGAAAAGAUAUCACUUAGCGGGCUGCCCGGCAAGACUAAAAAGAACGACUUCUCUAUGCAGGUUAUUAAAAAAAGAUUUGGCUGUACCCAGCUUUCUCCCAUGGAGACAGAAUGGCUCACCAAGUAUGGCUUGGACUGGGGAACUUCAGCGUUCAACGUCUCAUUUGCCUAUCAGGUUGAAAGCCUCCAAAAGCGGACGCAGUUAAUCAAGGCCUGGGAUCAGGUCCUGGCGAGACAUCAAAUCCUACGAUCACGCUAUAUCCAACGUCGCCCUGGAUGCUUUCACAGAGAGAUGUUUGAAUAUCCUCCUCAAGUGCAGCUUGUCCGCUCACUCAACCUGUGGAAGGAAGUCAAUCGACCCUUUCGUCUCGACAAAGAAUAUCCUGUUCGAGUCCUGUCCUCGCCUGAUGUCAUUUUGAUUACUGCAACCCAUACAAUCUGUGAUCUCACAACAAUGCAGCUCCUGCUCGACGAAGUAGCAAGUAUUGCUGAUGGUAAACCGGCAUUCCAUGUUGAUCCAUCUUAUAUCGACUCUCAUGUCUGGUCUGAGGAGGGGUCCCAAGAGAACAUUGAAUUCUGGGCCGAAUAUCUCGAUAACACCCACCCCGUUGAAUUUCCUCUUCUUCCGAGGUUUACCUCAGAUCGAGUCAACUAUCACGGUACUAGUUACGUCACGCGGAUGCCGCGGGACAUGGCACGGAAUAUUAGCGCUUUCACAAGUCGGAAUGGUAUAACACCACAUCAAUUGUCUCUGGCUGCAGUAGCACUCGCUCUACAGCCGGGUUCAGACGAAAUUGAUGUUGUUCUGGGGGCUCCGCAUCUCAAUCGCUCAUCCAUGGAUGAUAUGGAAACCAUCGGUUUGUUCCUAGAGCCUCUCGGGAUCCGCGUGCAGAGUCCGGCUGACAAAGCAUCAAUGUCAACCAUGUCAUUUCUGCAGGCCAUCCGGCAGUCCAGCCAAGCAGUCCUGGCCCAUCCCGUACCCUGGACGCAGCUAUGGCGCCGGUUUGAUAGCACAACUGAAUUCCCCAAUCAUCCACUUUUCGAUGUGAUGGUGACCUUCCACAGCCAUCAGAGCUCUUUGAAGGUUCCCUUGGAUGGGACCCAGCCAUUAUAUACUUGGGCACAGGGUUCCAAAUUCAAACUCCUGUUUGAAAUUUCCGCCAUUUCGGAGGAUGACCUUAUACUAAGGAUCGAGUACGAUGAUGCAUUAUUCUCGCAACAGGAGAUCAACAGAACAGAAUCCUUGUUCGGAACUGCACUGGACCUACUCUCACGUGGAAGCGAAUGGGGGCAGAUUAAAGCAAAGUUGAAAGAAGCUAUGGAUAUCACUCCUGAAACACCCGGUCAAUUGGACUCAAAGAGGGUUUUUGGAAUGAGACUCGAAGAGCUUAGCAAUGCAUGA